CAGUUACGUUUCAUUUCUCAAUACUCAUACCAACCAACCCAACGGACAUUUUCAAAUCUAUUCUAACACUAACGAAACCGACUCAACAUUUCAAAACUGCAUUCAACAUUUUCAUAACACUCUCUCUCUCUCUCACUGAAUUUCUUUUCAAAAGGAUCAUCAUUAGGAAAAAGCAACAUCAACAACAACAACAACAACGUUGGUUCCUUUCAUCAAGUUGAUCACUUGGAGCAUCACUUCGUGACAAAAAAGUUUAAUCCUUUCAGAAAUUUACUCAUUUCUUGAAUCUUUCCAAAAAAGGGUGGGGUUUUGAGAAACGUUGCAAAGAUGAAUGACUUGAUGACAAAAUCGUUUCUAAGUUAUGUAGAAUUGAAGAAACAGGCACAGAAGGAUUUUCAACAAGAUCCUGACAUUGAACUAGGGAACCUCAACCCAACACAAGACCCUAAUCUCUCUCAGUUCUUCCAAGAAGUUGAAGCAAUCAAGGUUGAAAUGGAAGAGAUCACCAAUCUCUUAUCAGAUCUUCAGCAACUGAAUGAAGAGACAAAAUCAACUCACAGUGCAAAAGUUUUACGUGGGCUAAGAGACCGAAUGGAUUCCGAUAUGGUUGCCGUGCUUCGCAAGGCAAAUGUAAUCAAGGCAAGGUUAGAGGCUCUUCAAAAAUCAAACAUCGCGAAUCGAAGCAUGUCAGAAUGCUACAGAGAAGGAAGCCCUAUUGAUAGAACAAGAGUGUCUGUCACAAGUGGUUUGAAGGUCAAGCUUAGGGACAUGAUGAAUGAUUUUCAGUCUUUAAGGGACAAGAUUGUGUCGGAUCAUAAGGAAGAUUUGAAGAGAAGGUACUAUACUGUAAUGGGGGAGGUACCUAGCGAUGAGGUUAUGGAGAAGAUGAUAUCGGGGAGUCUCAAAGUUGAGUUUUUGGCUGGGAAAACGGAUGCUGAUAUGGGUACUCAGGUUAGGCACGAGGCGGUGAUGGAUAUUCAGAGGAGUUUGAAUAAGCUUCAUCAGGUUUUUCUUGAUAUGGCUAUUUUGGUUGAGACUCAAGGAGAAAAAGUGGAUAACAUUGAAGAUAAUGUGGUGAAUGCUGGUCACUACAUUCAUGGUGGAACUAAUAAUCUUUAUUAUGCAAGCCAGUUGAAGAAGAGGAACAGGAAAUGGAUCUAUUGGGUAAUAGCUGUUUUGUUGAUUGUAGUGCUGGUGUGUAUCAUUGCAAUGGUGUCUUCUUGAAUGUUUGAGGAAGUUGUUUAGAGUUUUAAGACUGUGUAAAGCUGUUUUUCUCUUCCUCUAUAGAGUUUCAAGAGUUUUUUGUUUGUUGGGAAAUGUUCUGUUAAUUGGUUCAAAUUUGUUCACUUGAACUAAAUU
Messenger RNA from Lathyrus oleraceus (garden pea), 1359 nucleotides. Its product is annotated as syntaxin-112. Lineage: Eukaryota; Viridiplantae; Streptophyta; Magnoliopsida; Fabales; Fabaceae. The record is from RefSeq and is a predicted model, not a curated record. Bases 328 to 1224 code for a protein of 298 amino acids. Gene Ontology annotation, biological process: exocytosis; vesicle fusion; intracellular protein transport. Gene Ontology annotation, molecular function: SNARE binding; SNAP receptor activity. The transcript is spliced from 3 exons. Gene Ontology annotation, cellular component: SNARE complex; endomembrane system; plasma membrane.